Gigantopelta aegis is the source of this 9481-nucleotide messenger RNA. RefSeq lists its product as uncharacterized. The transcript has 16 exons. Gene Ontology annotation, molecular function: actin binding. NCBI's taxonomy places the organism in Eukaryota, Metazoa, Mollusca, Gastropoda, Neomphalida, Peltospiridae. The coding region runs from base 244 to 6591 and encodes 2115 amino acids. The record is from RefSeq and is a predicted model, not a curated record. Gene Ontology annotation, biological process: cellular component organization.
GUUUUGACUAGAGAGUCGGCAGGGCUUUCGGACUAUUUCGAGCGUCGAAUGAGAGUCGAUACGGCGUUACAGUGGAACAGCGCAAUUCAAUAUGAAGAUAAAGCGUUCUACGCCACGGCGAUGGAUUGGGAAUAUGUUUCGGCAAAUUGGAGGGAAAUUAUAAACAAAGAAAGCCGAGUUUGUUCUGUGUAUUGUUACAAGCUGGAUAUGUUAAGUGUGUGAAAAAACAACAACAACAACAACAUGAAUUCACAGGCUAGUUUGGAUUAUAUUAUAGAAAAUGAGGAGUUUAUUCGCAAGUUUUCGGAUACUCUAGACACGGAAAAUGAAACUGUUAAAAAGCAAGUAUUCGAAAUACUGUCGGCGCUGUGUGUGUAUUCCGAAGAAGGGUAUGCACGUGCACUCGCUGUCCUCGAGCACUACAAGACGACAAAGAAGAAGCGAUACCGGUUCUCGCUGCUGCUGGACGACCUCAGCCACACCGACAACGUGGCCUUCAAGACCAUCCUCCUCGAGUUCAUCAACUGCCUCAUCAUCUACACCAAGAAGACCGAGGACCGCAUCCGUAUCAGAAACGAGUUUUACGGACUAAAGUUGCAGGAGGUCCUGAACAAACUCAAGAAGGAAGACGACCCGGGACUGGUUCUACAGAUCGAACUCUUUGAUGAACACAAAGCGAGUGAUGAGGAACAACUUCCCGGGAGAGGUGUCGACAUCAGCAGCCCACUUGACGUGUUCUAUGCUGUUUACAAACAGGUUUCUGACACGCCACAAGAGCUCCGGUUUCUGACGUGUCUUCAACACAUGCUGAAGAUUGACGACACGGACGGAAUAGGGGAAACAAUAUGGCAGACGGUGGAGGAACUGGUAUGCAAGGCCACGCUGGUGGAAAGCAAGAUGGAGGCGCAGAAGCUGAAAGCCAUGUCUUCACGCAAGCUGGAAAACGAAGCCCGGUGUACUUGUUCGUGCCAUAAAGAUGGCGGAUCGACUGGACUUCUGUCAAAACAACGCAGCGGGAGAUCGUCUGCUCCAUCCACCCCUGAUGGAGAUCGCUCCAUCCUGGACCCUGUUUCCUCACCUCCAGCACCACCGCCAGCCCCCGCGCCUCCCGCCCCACCUCCUCCGCCACCACCCUGCGGGGUACCACGACCCCCUUCGCUCCCUGGCAUUGGGGGUCCACCACCUCCACCGCCGCUAGGAAUGAAUAUGUCUUCGCCGUCUGCAGACUUGCCGCAACAGAAGGUGCCUAAACCCAAGUCGAAGAUGAGAACUUUUCAGUGGCAAAAGAUAUCGAGCAACAAGGUUGCUGGCAAGUCAAAUCUGUGGACUUUGGUUGGCAAACUGUUUGGUAGCUACAAGGUAGAUUACCAUAAGAUGGACGAACUCUUCAGUGUGAAUCAGCCGAAACAAAAGACAGCUUCAGGUCAUGACGGCAAUUCUGCUUUGGAGAAGAAAAAGAAAGAAAAUUCUGAGGUCAACCUGUUGGAUGGCAAGAGGAGUCUGAACGUUAACAUAUUCCUGAAGCAGUUCCGGAUGCCAAACGAAGAGAUAGUUCGUCUGCUAAGAGAAGGAGCGAGUCAAAAGUUUGGAACGGAGAAAAUGAAAGGCUUACAGAAGAUAUUGCCAACCAUGGACGAGAUUGAACUGAUCCGAUCUUUUGACGGUGAUCGAGAAAGGCUUGGAAACGCAGAAAAGUUCUACAUGUGCCUUCUCAGUCUUCCCAAUUACAAGUUACGAAUCAAUGGGAUGUUGAUCAAGGAGGAAUUCAACACUAACAUGGAAUGGAUUAGACCUUCUAUAGAGGCCGUCAUCCAUGCUGCAAAAGAGAUCAAAGAGAGUCGUCUUUUGCGGGAACUUAUAUAUCUGGUGCUAAUUGCUGGAAACUAUCUGAAUGCAAACAACUCUGCUGGAAAUGCUGCUGGCUUCAAGUUGUCUUCCCUACUCAAGCUUACAGAGAUCCGGGCUAAUAAACCCAGGAUGAACAUGCUCCACUAUGUGGCUCAGGAAGCAGAAGAGAAAAAUUCCAAGUUGCUGAAGUUCCCUGAUGAAAUCAAGGUUCUGAAAGACGCUGCGCAAACACCGAUUGAAAAUCUGAUCAGCGAAAUUCACAGCCUAACGGCAAAAGUGAAAGACAUUUCCGAACAGAUCAGUAAGACUGGAGACGACUUCAAAUCACAAAUGGCAUCUUUUCUCAUGGAAGCCAACGAAGAGGUGGUAGAUCUGGACGAAGAUCUCAAAGAAAUUAAAGCUUUGCACCUCGAACUGUCAGAAUUCUUUUGUGAAGAUCCCAAAACAUUCAAGAUGGAGGAAUGCUUCAAAACUCUGCAAACGUUUUGCGACAGGUUCAAGAAAGCAAUCGAGGAAAAUAAAGUUCGAAAAAUCCAGGAGCAGAAAGCUGAAGCCAGACGAAAAUUGCGAGAGGAUGAAAAUAAUAAGAAAUCCUCACAAGAUCUCAAAGAGCCGCUGGACCAGGCUAUGGACCGAGCAUCCGGGGAACAAGAUGGUUCCAUUGUCGAUAUUUUGCUCGCAGACGUUCGAUCUGGCUUCACAAACAGGAAGUUUACCGAGGGCUCGUUCUCCGUUUCAAAAGUCCAGAAAAUCAACCUCGAUAUUGUCAGUGGAGUUUCGAGUGGCAAGGGAGAAGCUGUGAGUCCCGGCACAGAGCAUAAUGGUUCAGAAAGUCCUGGUUUCGUCCGUGGUGGCUUUGGUCGCAGAAGCAUGAGAAGGAGCUUGAGGAGAUCAGAAAAGAGCGACACACUCGACAACACGGACAGUGAGAGCACGUGCAGCAGCUUGGAAGAUUCUCACGCCUCGGAUCUGCUCCAGAAGCGGUCUCGUAAGAGUUAUGCGACUGAAGACGACGACUCUUUGAUCGAUUUCUUGUUAACCAGUGGGAACGGUGAUGUGAAAAAGCCAGAGAUGUCAUUUGAAAGAUAUGGAAGUCUUCGCAGAAAGAGAAAAGAAAGAAAGGGAUUGUUAGAUUCGGUUAUCGUUGACAGAGAAAGGGCAGCUUCACCAAAUCUACUCACCAUGGAAACUAAGAGCACACCGGGUUCUGACAUAUCCAACGGUGGCUCAUCCAGGCUUCAGGAUAUUGAUACAAAAAGACUUAGUUCAUCUGAUAGACUAAAACCCGAUUUCAGUGAUAAUAUAACUGCAUCGCGUGGUAUUCGUCGAACGCGUAGCAUGCUGGAUAAACCAUCCAUCCAUCAUGCACUGCGAGAUACAGCUAAAGAUGAAGUGGACACUCCUGUCUCUAAAACGAAUGAUGAUGAGGUGAUAGAAAGAAUCAAGAGAAGACUUUAUGGUAAAAAUGAUAAGUCUCCUGCAGACACAGAAUCUAGUGGACGAAAACUUCCCGAGACACCUGUCAGAUUGUCUGCUGAUGACGAAAAUGACUUGACACGAUCUCCUUCGAGGUGGAGAUCCUCCAUUCCUGGAUCAGAGUCUCCCAGACCUUUGGAAACAAUAGAUGAGAAAAACAAACUGAAUACAGCGGUUCAACCAUGUGAUAGUGUAUCAACGAACUCUGUCAUUGAACGAGGCAGAGAAAGACUUGCACACCGGUUGAGUGGUUUAAACCCAGCAGAAGUGCUCAAACAAAUGGAGGAACAGCAAAACGGUGAUAAAAAGACCUCCAGAUCAGCGGAUGAUUCUAAUGGUACUGACAAUAAAGUUUCCAUUUCAGUGAGGCAUAGGAUUAGUAAGAACAUGGGCACUGAUAUAGACGGGGUGCUCAAGUCGAUUGAGGCCACAGGUCGCCAGAUAGACAGUAUUGGGGUAUCAGGUCCUAUUAAACGACCAACAAGUUGUGGUCCUGAGGUUGAAAGUAACACUCAUCGACCAGACACACCAAAUAGUGAAGUUGUCUUAAAGAAUAAAAGAGAUCGCAGAAAAAUGCGGUCUCAGCUAUCAAUUGACGAAGUGCAUGCUGCUCUAAAGGGUCUUCCACUUGGCAUACCAAGAGAAACUGCACAGACCAUAAUGGUGAAUCACGUGACGACUAAUGACACGCCGAUACUGCCUUUUAGACGAAAAUCUAUGGAAGAUGAACCCAACAAAGUUUCACAGGAGAGUGAUAAAGCUAAAAGUACUGAUAAAGAACUCAGCAAAGCUGCAAAAAUGGCCGGCAAACGAAAGUUUCGAGCAGACCGGUUUGGUGGCAAAGAGAGUGCAGCACAAAAAUCUGCUGAAUCUGCUUCUGAUAAUCUCCGUGCAAAAAGCAACGUGGAAACGGAUUCUGUCGAUCAAGCAUUGAAAGAUUUUGUUUCGAAAGGAGGUAUGAACAGAUCAAAAUCUUAUGAUGAAUCCGUCGCCAGAAAGGCUCUAACUGAAAAUGAUGAGUUCAGUAUCCGAAAUACAGGAAGCAAUCCAGACACACAGAAUGAGAAGCAUGCUAUUCUCAGAGCUAGCGCUAACCGACUUUCUAUGGAUGGUCGGAGAAACGGACUGUAUGUUCCCAGUGAUGAUAGUGAUAGCGAAAUAAACCAAAUCCCACAAAGACUGUCCAUACUUUCCAGGAGUGAAAAGAAAAAGUCCGACAGCAGACUGUCCACCAAAUCUGCUAACACAUCCACGGAAACACUUCAAGCUGACAACAUCAGUGACAGUGAUUCAUCGCCAGAAUCGCGGCGGCGAAACACUACCUCGUCACAAAAUUCAUCGACCGAACGCCUUCGACCUGCAAGUGUUUCAGGUUUUAGUGAUAACACGCGUGUGUUCAGUCAUCCAGAUACAUCAGUUGGUGGGUCUGUGGCAAGAUUCAGAGACUUCGAGACUAAGCUUAGUCAGUAUGGGGAUGAUGACGAAAGUCCAUUUGCUAACAUUGCCAAAUGGCGCUUAAAGCGUGAAAAGAAGAGACUUAGUACGUAUGACAAUGUUAGUGACCAGGAAGGACAUACCUCUCCGCGAAACAGACUAAACCAUGACAGCAGUCACGACAGUAGCAUUUUGUCCAAGCCUGAUGACAUGAAGCACGAAAUAGGCUCGAGAAGCAGCUAUGCUAGCAGUUACGCGAGCAGUACUGACCGUGAUGAAGGUUUUGAAACCAUGUCAGGAACAGUUUCUCAAAGGACUUCUCUCAGUAGUACCCUUGAUUCGGAUAUCAUCGGUACACCAACAAUGUCGCGAAAAGCAGACACCAAGAAGCUGCAUAUCGAGCCUGUGCAUAACAAACAGAAAAUUGACAAUGAAAUUAUUGUGAAUUCUGUGUUGUCUGUGGAAAUAAGCAGGAAGCAAAGGACUGAAUCGUGGACUGCAUUAACUGUGAUGGCUGGUGGUAACACUAACAAGGAUUUGUCAAUUGAUUCGUCGGUGGAUUAUUCAGCCUCAUCUCCCGACAGUGGUCAUGGCACGUCCAAGGAGGAUAUGUGGAGUGAGUCCUCUAAUGCCUCUCCACUAAAGCGAACACAAAAGGUCUCUCCUAGAAUUUCAGAAUGUUCCGAGACGCCCAGCGAUACGCCCAAGGCUCCAAAGAGGAGAAGCACUAAAGCUCCAAGUUACAUGAAAGGCACUGCAAGCAGUUCUACUCGAACUGUCAUCGACACGGCUGCCGAAAGUAAUGGAAGAUCAACCCCUACUGCUAGUGCUUUGUCUCGCAAUAUAUCUUCCAGAGCUUCUAUGAGAGCUGAGGCAGCCAGCAGAGCAUCAACAAUGAGUCCUACUUUCCAGAGGAACACGUUUGCCAGAACAUCGAUGAGAGUAUCCAAAACAAGCAAGGCAACAGGUCUUAACAAAUCAAACACCGAUUCCAACACCAGCAUCGUGUCAUCGGCCAGUGCAACAUCAGAUGCUAAUCAAGCUGCUAAAAAGAAAACACCUGGAAAGUCAGACACAACUACACACACCAAGAGAGUUGCGCCAUCUCCACCGACACCGACACAUAACACAUCACUGUCAUCUCCUGCAUCCAGACCGACUACUCCAUCACUGCCGGGAGGUAAAAGCCCUCUGACGCGGACCCAGUCUAUGAGAACACCUACCAGACGGUCUCUACCAGCUGGAGACAUCCAGAGAAGUGUUACUCCUCAACCAUCAUCUCAAGGCGAACGUAAGACGUCGUCGGCAAAACGGUUUGGGUUCAUGGCACCCACAGCAUCGUCAUUAUCUCAAUCAAAAACUGACAACUCUCCUCAGACAUCAGCCAGAAGCACGCCAGAUAAGUCUAAAGCAAAGACAUCUACCACGGGUGCUUCCAGCAAAGCCAGUGCUUCUACGAGUUCGUCACCAUUAAAACGACACGCAAGCUUGAGACUUCCAUCAAGAAGUGCCACUAACUCUGUGUCACCAGCAGCUCACGAGGAGCCAGUGGGACACAAAGACAAGCUGCGCGCUGAACGUAGUGUAAAUCCAGUUGUUGGCAGACGUCUGUCGGACUCCACGCCAAAGGGACAUAUUGAAUCUCCUCAUAAGUUAUCCACUGUAACAGAACAGGAAGAGGGAAAUGUGGACCUUCACGAAAAGGACAAAUCCCCUUCUUUCCUGAAAAGAAUAGGACUGACGAAAACGAAAGACAGAGCAUCAGUGAAAGGCUUAGUGAAAGGUGACUCCAAUGAACGGAGUCCUGAUAAAAAACGAAAGGCUGUAAAGUAAAGACUGUUAAUAACUUUAUUAUAAUAUUAAAUAUGUUGAAUUAUGCACAUAAACAUUUGACACGUGUAAAUGCUGUAAGAUAAACGUCAGGUUGCAUUGUACUGGCUCCAUGUGUCGUGGAUUUUUGACAGUUUGUUUUAUGUUGAACAUACUAAUAUGGCUUUCUGGGGAUUUUCUGUGUUAUUCACACAAUCCAUCAGUUAAUGUGUAGCUCACUGAGCUGGUACAUUGCUGUAUUAUCACAAGCUCACGUUUAAUUUAACAUAGAUGGCUUACACUAUUAAUACAAUAAUUAAAAAAAAACGUAUAAAGUAUAAUCAUGACAAAGCAGCUCUGAGAAAAAGUCCAAGUAAUGUUUUUAAAUAAAGAUGGUAGUUCGUGUAUCAUAGUCGGAGAAAUUAAUAUAUCACGUUCACAUGGAAUCGGACUGAUCAUUUUUUGUAUCAUGUACGUCUUAAGAUUUAAGCAGAGUUAAGCCAGACAAAGUGAUCCUUGUGUUUAACGGUAAACCGAAUUCCGACAUUACAGAUCAUUCAAAUGUUCGCAAACGUUAGCGUUGCUCGCUGUCGCUGAACGCAGGUCCGAUGUCAAUAUCGGAAAAAGUAAAUCCACAUUUAAUGUAUUGAUAAUUUGCAUUAGAUAUUGUCAAAACCAAUGGUAUGAAUUUGAAUAUUUUAUGUAAUUACGUUUAUCAACAUAUCACAUUUAUAUAAAAUUACAAUCCUAGCCGCUGUUGGUUUGUAUGCAACGUGAUUAAGGCUUUCUUUUCGCCAAAAUCUUGUUAAAAUAUAUGGUGGACAAGUCUUCGAAAGUUCACAGAUAAUUGAUGGAUUUAGCAAAAGAUGAGCUUGUUUGUUUUUGGCUCUUGUUAUAACGACUUGGCCAUUGGAAACAAAAUGUGCUAUAGCUUUGAACCAGACACGUAACUCCCGGUGCUUUGGUGUUCAGCAGCAAGCAAUUAGUUCUCGUUAAUUAAUAAAGUCUGAUCUUUGCCCAGACCUGAUACAAUCCUAGAAUAGUCUGCGUUUUGAUGUAUUCAACAUAUUCUUUGUAAAAAGGUAUUUCAUUUAUUAUAUUUGUAUAUUUACAUACACAGCAUGUACAUAACAUUUGCAUGUCAGCUGCUAUUUAUGCGACUUUCAUCAGACGAAAGUCUUGAUACGUCUUGUUUUAGUGCAUGCUGAUAUCAAUUCAAUUAGCUUGUGAAAUGUAUUUGAACACGACUAAAACCACACACGUGUACUAUAAGUAGACACACUGGUGUAUUCCUACUGACAGCAUUAAGCCAAAAUACGUGGUAUAUGAUAUAGAAGAUAUUUCGGUGCCAAACGGUUGGAUCCAGUGAGAAAUGAUAUUGCAUUGCGUCAAUACAAAUUGAUUUUUAAACACUAAGUGAUAAUGUUGAGACCUGGAUUCGAACCCAUAGUCAUCAAGCCAACAUGCAUUUUAGGCAUUAUCAACAAUAAUCAAAACUAGCCAAACUGAUCUAGCUUAAAUGCUGACAGACAAUAAACGAAAAUAAUCGAUUACUAUAUGGAAGACACACGCGUGUUAUUCAUAUUUAUAAUACUUGCGAUUAUGAUGUAACCAAUUAUUUAAUUAGAUCUUACAGAUCAUCAACACAAAAAAUUGACUGGAUCUUACAAUGUUCCAUUGUAGGGGAUUAUUUUAUUGCAUCUAACCAUUUGGUACCCGAUUGCGGUGAUUGACAUAUUAUGUCAUUGCCGAUGUUGUAGUUAUGCUAUGGAAAUGUGCAUGUGCUGACGAUAUCCACUUGGAUUCAUGUCUAGACGUAGUGGCUGCUGAUGUACAGACUGUGGUAAAUGUUUUCUAUUUAAGCGAGUGACGUGUGCAACGAAGUGGUUGCCUAUUAGCAUAGUGAUUAGACCACUUCCCGGUAUUGGUGCCAUCCCAUGACUCCACGAUGUUGUACAAACAGACAUUUAAACGGUUUGUAUAAAAUCACUGGUAUUUUUUUUACGACAGGCUUUUCCCUCCGAGAUAAUGGGCAUGCAGACAUUUUUAGAUGGAAUUUUCCUCCAUUUUUUUUUUCACAGAAAGCAAUGACAAAACCUCAUAUUGUAAUAUUUUGCAACCCAAGUAAUCUGUCUUCAUAGCAGUUUUCUCUGAAAAUUAGUUUGUUUAGAUUAAUAAUUGACCAUACAAUGGUAUAAAAUGAAUACACAAUUUAAGUGUAAUAUUAUUGGUACUAGACAUCAAAAUUAUUCGAGUAACGGUAAAAUAGUUGAUGCUUGUUUGAUUGAAAGAAAAAAACCCAACUAGUAAUAUUGUAAUAUAUGUAAAGAAAUGUCAAUAUUAAUAGCUUCAAACAUGAUCAAAUAUUGUAUCCGUAUAUAUUUAUAGUAACUGAUGCCACAGUCACUGUCUCGGUGAACCAAUAAUGCAAAACAUGAAACGUGCCUUAAAUAAUGUUUAUAUUUAAACCGACUUUUACUUUAAUUAUUAUUAUACGUUCUUCGUUGUGUACUAAAAUAAAUAUUCACAAUGCAAAAAUAUAACUUUAUAUAAUCAUGAUUAUAUAUAUAUAUAUAUACAUGUGCUCUCACACCUUGAUUUUUAGGAAUUCAAAACUUCGAGUUCCAAAAUGUCCGCCGGACAUUGAUAUUUAUACCAUGGUCAGCCAUUUUACUUACUAUUGUAUGUUUAUAUUUCUACAAUCACCCCCUCCCCCUCUACUUAUGCAAAUGUGUUUUGUCUUCCAUUAUACCAACACAUGCCUUAAUAUUGUUGAGGAUGAUGUAUCGCAUGCUGUAUAGUUUGUACAGCUGAUAACAAUAACGUGUUGUGAUAUUAAACCAUUGUGUAAUAUUUUUGUAUCACAUAUUUGUUACAUUUUGUUAAGAAGUUAAGUAAAUAAUAUUUGCCUCUU